Messenger RNA from Spodoptera littoralis (African cotton leafworm), 1149 nucleotides. The record is from the annotation of a GenBank genome assembly. Lineage: Eukaryota; Metazoa; Arthropoda; Insecta; Lepidoptera; Noctuidae.
AUGAGUAAACUGUGCAGACAAGUGUCCAUUGAGUCCCCCGGGCCGACUCUCAGGGAAUGUGUGUUCAGUUUUGACGUACCUGUCCCUGACGUUCCUAUGUACGGCGCAAGGAUCCGAGUGGUGUACGCCGGAGCCUGCUACAGAGCGAACAAAACUCGCUCUGCUUCAGUCUGCAGCACUUCCUCCAUAUCUUCCAUAGGCAGCCUCUCGGGAGAAAUGGAGAACUUCGGUAUCCACACUCAUGCCACUCCUGCCCAUAUCGGUCUAAGAGACGGCGCUCUGUUUCCUGGUUACGAAGUAGCAGGUGUGGUAGAUGCCAUUGGCAAAGCUGCGGAAAGAUUAGAAGGAAUCAAAGAAGGGUCUAGAAUUGUUUUGUAUCCUUACGAAGGUGUACCUAAUGGAUAUGCGGAAUACAUCGUCGUACCAGAUUUUAAAUGUUUAGUACCCAUACCUGAUCAAUUGCCUCUGAGUGUGGCCGCCAUGCUUCCCACUGGUGCCUUAUUAGCCACGAAUACAGUGGCUACAGCUGGAGUGUGUUUGAAAAAGGUAUUGGAUGGACCAGCGAAAAAGGAGAGCACGACGGUGUUGAUUGUUGGAACGGGGGGGUUGGCGUUGUGGGCGUUGCGCAUUGCCACACAUUACUUUAAACAUGCUUCGUAUAACAAUCGCAUCAGGAUAUGCGUGGCUACCCUCAAAGACGAAGGAUUUAUUUUGGCGAAGGAAUGUGAAGAGGUAAAAGUAGUGCAGUGGAACGAAGACGCGUAUGAAAAGCAACUCAUAGAGAGGACUACAGAUGCAUGUGGUGGACCUGUGGACGUGGUGCUUAACUUCGGUACCACUUCAAGAUCACUCCACAGAUCUUUGCAGUGUCUUGCUGUGGGUGGUGUGGUUCUUGUGACUGAAGAUGUAGGAGAAAAGCUUUUGCCCAAGUUCGCAAAGAAAGCUGAGGAGAUGAACGUGCACAUAGAAAUUGUUCCCAACGGAUCUAUAGAACAGCUCAAAGAACUGGUGAAUCUGGUAUCUGGGGGAGAAAUCGAGCCGCCGCCGCACUCGGUGUUCCCAGCGGAAGAGGCGCAGGAAGUCGUCAGGAAGCUCUGUAACUCCGAGAUCACAGGAAGGGCGAUCCUCAAGUUCCAUAACAUUGAUUAA